GGCAGUGUCCGGCCUCGUGGAGGUAUACGGUGGUGCGGUAGACGAAGCAGGCGGCGGGGUAGAAGGAGGAGAAGGGCUGGUAGUGUUGCCCGGUUCCCGUAACGCAGAAACCAUCGAUCACCAAAGGAUAAACGGUGGCGGCGGCGGCGUCGGCGGUGCCGGAGGCCUCGGCAUUGAUGUUGGCUGGAAUCCGUUCGCGUGGAAGAUAGGAAAAGUGAGCCCAAAUUUGGAGCCGUACCCCGCCAGCGUGGAAGGGCUGAGUAGCCCGCGGGCGGUGGGGAUGGCCGCCACCGCGUACAUCUCGCCCGGCGCCGAGCUGGACAUGGCGCUGGGCGGUAGCGGUGGCGGUGGCGGUGGAGGAGGCGGCGGCGGCUACCAUCAUACAUCCUCGCCGCGCAGUGCGGCCGAUGCGAACGAGAUGAAGUAUAUGCAUCACCAUCACCAUCACCAUCAUCAGUCGGCUGCGGCGGCAGCGGCAGUGGCGGCCGCCGCCACACACCACCAUGCCGCCGGUCUGACCGUACCCUCAAGCCCAUCGCCCAAUCCGGCCGGUCUAGGGUCGGUAACGGGUGGGCUAAGUGCGACACCCUGGGGCGCCCUGCAACCGAGUGACCCGUGGUCGCUUCACGUCGCCCAUUCGCAUCCUGCCCAUUCGCACCCGCACGCUCAUCCGCAUCCGGCGGACGUGAAACAGGAGAUGCACCUGAGUCAACAGGCCCGCCAGCAAGCCGGUGGCGGUCCGGGCGGUGGAGGUGGCGGUGGCGGAGGAGGCGGAGGAGGCGGAGGCGGUGGGAUGACUUCACCGCACGGGUGGCAUGCGCCGGUACAUGCCGGUGCCCAUUAUGCCACCGGUACCGGUUCACCGCUGCAGUACCAUGCGGCCAUGAACGGUAUGCUGCACCAUCCGGCCUCCCAUCAUCAUCAUCCCGCGCAUCACCAAAGUGCGGCGGCCGCUACGCCGUCGUUGCAUCCCUCGCUGAGGGGUGAAUCGCCCCAGCUGCAUCUGCCACCACAUCACCACCACCACCAUCAUCACCAUCACCUGCAGGGCGACCGGGACGUGAGUGCGGGCGAGGAAGACACACCGACGUCCGACGAUCUGGAAGCGUUCGCGAAACAGUUCAAGCAGCGCCGGAUCAAGCUCGGUUUUACGCAGGCCGACGUUGGUCUGGCGCUCGGCACGCUGUACGGUAAUGUGUUCUCCCAGACGACGAUCUGCCGGUUCGAGGCGUUGCAGCUGAGCUUCAAAAACAUGUGCAAGCUGAAACCGUUGCUGCAGAAAUGGCUCGAGGAGGCCGACUCGACGACCGGUUCGCCAACGAGCAUCGACAAGAUAGCGGCCCAGGGCCGGAAGCGGAAAAAGCGCACCAGCAUCGAGGUGUCGGUGAAGGGUGCGCUGGAGCAGCACUUCCACAAGCAGCCGAAACCGUCGGCCCAGGAGAUCUCGACGCUAGCGGACAGUUUGCAGCUGGAGAAGGAAGUGGUGCGGGUGUGGUUUUGCAACCGGCGGCAGAAGGAGAAGCGCAUGACGCCACCGAACACGAUGGGCGGCGACAUGAUGGACGGUAUGCCGCCCGGUCAUAUGGGGCACGGUGGGCAUCACGGUGGCCAUGGUGGGUACCAUCCGCACCAUGACAUGCACGGUAGCCCGAUGGGUGCGCACAGUCACAGCCACAGCCCGCCGAUGUUGAGCCCGCAGGGUAUGGGCGCAACCGUCGGUGGCCAUCAUCAGCUAGCGGCCCACUAGCAAUCAGAGCACCAGGAGUCCACGGCGGCUCAAGCGGCCCAGGCGGCGGCAGCGGCACAGGUGGCGGCACAGGCGGCCUUCUUUACGCCGAUACACCACCCGCACGCUCACCACCACCAUCACCAUCAUCACCCGCAUGCCUACCAUCAUCCGCACGCCCACCAUCCGCAUCAUGGUGCGGCUGCAGCGGCCGCCGCGGCAGCCGCAGCAGCAGCAGCAGCUGCUGCCGCGAUGGUCGGUGGCCACGGUGUGUAUGGAUCUGCGUCGUCGGGCGGGGGAGCAAGUGGGGCGGCCGGGGAGCAGGGAAAUAGCACGCAAGUGUCCCUAUCAUCCGCGUCGCCACCGGCCUCGUCUGGGUCUUCGGCCGCCCAGGCGACGGGUGCCAGCGGUCUCGGUGAGGGUGCUGGUCAGCAGCCACCCUCACAGUCGUCCACCGUACCGGCAACGUCGUCGUCUUCACCUGCGCCCACAAGUUCGUCAUCGUCUGCUUCGUCAACGCUGGCCGCACAAAUGUACAUAGACCAUCAGCGAAGUCAGCAGCAACAGCAGCAGCAACAGCAGCAGCAGCAGCAGCAACUGCAGCAGCAGCAGCAACAGCAACAGCAGCAGCAGCAACAACAUGCUCAAGCUCAUCACCAACAGCAGCUGCAUACGAGACGACUCUUGCAGGAAUGGACUCUGCAGUUCGGACCAACCGGAACAGCAACUGGUGCGCGUUACAUUUAGAUGGAAUCACAUCGAAAAACAAAACAAAACACACAGCAAGGAGAGAGAGAUAGUUACAGAAGAGAGUAAAAAAAAACUACACAUCCACACACACAACACGAAAGGAUACGAAAGCCGUCAGGAAGUGUAAUGUUCCGGUCGCGGAAAUCGGAACACUUCGGGCGGGAGCUUACGGUUAGGGUAGAACGUAUAUAUAUAUAUUAUAAAUAUUGAAACAAAACAAACAAUCUAGGUAUGUUAAGUAGCUAAGGAGCAGCUGCGGGAGUGUCCCUCCCGUGAAUCACGUCACGGCCGCACACCACAGAUAAGGAUGAGCGUAGAAUGAUGAUCCUCAUGCGUACGAUCGCAUAAGUACCGCAUUAAAAAAAAGAGAGAAAGAUAGAAAGAGUACCAAAUCAAACCACUAACGUCGAGUGACAGGCUACUACUACUACUACUAUUCGAGUAGUGCUGUGUGAUCCAUUGUCUGGUUGUGUUUGCGCGCGCGUGUGUGUCUGUGUGUAUGUUAGUGCGCGAGUUCUCGAGAUCGAAUUGUACAUAUACUAAGUUUCGGGGAGGGUCAUCGGUUCAUUGAACGAGAAGUGUAAAGAAACAGGACACGGGCGAUAGGACACUUCACGGUUGUAACGCUAGUGUGUAACAGUGUAGUAACGCGAGGACAGCAUUAAAGACAAAGAAAAUGGCCCCCAAACCAAAUUCUGGAGGGGAAAAAACGGAGGAUAGUUUACGCUACGAAAUCUGCGAUCUUGCGGAAUCUGAGGCGAUUCGGUUCGGUUUAUAGUUGUGUAAGUGCGAAAUGCGUGCGAAAUAUGUUCGAGAAAAGCAAAAGAAAAAUUGUGCAUUGGAAAAGAUUUAUUAAAACACAGCUUCAACACCGUUCUUUUCUCGGGGAAGUUCCUUUUUUCCGAGACACGGUUUAAGUUGCAAGUGGAACUGAAGACAAGUAGUACAGGAUUUGAUUUCGUGUUUCUGUUUUGUUUGAUUGCUUUCAGUUUCAGUUUCCGCUCGAAAGGUUUUUUUCCGUGGAUGUUUUGUACGGUGAUUUCCAACAUUAUCAACAGGAACGUUCAUGGUGGAUAGGAAGCAAAAAUCGUUGGUGCGCCUUUACAAUGUCCGAAAUAUUCAAACAAGCCGUGUGUUGUGUGAGACGAAUGGUGUUUAGCUGAUGGUUUCGCAUCGUUACGUUGGUGAAUUUGGCGCCCCGGUCAUUCAUCUAAAUUUUUGUGUGCGCUUUCGUCCGGUGGUCCGGUAAGGGCGACCUCCCCAAAAACAGUGAGGUGACGCAAUUCGGUGGCUUUCUGCACAGCAAAACGAAUAUACACCCCGCAUUACGAUAAUUUCACAACCGCUCAAGUAAGUAAGGUGACAAGUUUAAAGUGGGGUAACAAAAAACCGCUUUUUUUGUUCUUUUCGAUUGUGAUGUGUGAAUCUCACCUCGAUCUCCGUAACCGUGGUAUUGCCGUCGGCCCCGAUAUGCCGUCGGCAAACUGUGUGCAAAGUCGUUGUUGUGGCUGUGUGUGAGAUUGUAAUUGUAAUUGACGCUGUGUUACACUGUUAGAUCCCUUUUUUUAGUGUGUUGGAACUAGCAGCUCAAACAAAAAAAAAUCGAUAUUAUUUUUCAAGGCUUUGUUUCACUCCACAGAACGAUCCUUCGGUCGGUUGUGUAUUUGUGUUUUUGUCUGGGUACAAAACGUUAUGCCCCGGUUUUGUGCCGGUUUUCAGCUAAAUUUGUUUUGUUCUUCUUUUGUUUGAUCGCAAUUUGUUUGUGGGGGAAAUUCCGUUUAGUGGAUUUUCCGGUGACCUUGCGGAUCACCAUCAUCAGUUCCUGCCACACUUCUGGUAAUAGCCGUUCCCGAUCUGGCCGAGAUCUGGUCCAAUCGGUGAAAUGGAAAUUCCACAGAAGCAAAUCGGUCAUAGUCAAAUAUGGCACCAAACUUACUACCCUUGCGCCAGGGAAUUUGCGGGUGCCGAGAUCCUUUUUUUCUUCGUGGGGUUUUUCCACUACGUUCGGUCUGGUGUAAUUUCCCUCAAGGGAGCAAUUUGUGUGCCGAUCGUGCGGGCUUUUGAUCCUCAACUAUUUGUUUUGUGACCUCACACAUUCCUUUCGGUAGUCGGCUAAGAUUAGGGAUCGGUUUUUGUUUUGUGUGUGAUGCGAUUAUGCGAGGCAUGGUGGAUUUUUCGUGAUAGGAUUGCCACCGAGGAGGGUUAUAACCGUUUUACUUAAGCUUCUAAACUCCAUCGCACCAAGAGGUUGCAAGUGGGCGUGUGUAGCAUAAGUGCAAGAAAGAACGGCACAAACGGCUCAAUUUCGUACUAAUCAUCAACUGUGUUGUCUUAGUCAUCGUUACCGCUUACACAGAAUGCUUUUUAAAACCAGAAGCAUUUUUGCAACUUAACAAAAAAAGAAGGAAAAAGGUUGUUAAGAAAUCGGAAGGAUGUGCGAAACGCAUUAAACACAAAAACAUCGUAAAGAUGUUGAAUGAGCUUUGAAAGCGCGUUAAAAAGCGCAGAGCAAACGUAACCUUUUUUUUUUAAAAGAGAGAGAAAGAGAGAGAUACCCCAUUAGCCAGCUAAAUGAUAGCCUGCCAAUUGAAUUCAUGUUGAUGUUGAUUUAUCGAUUCACUCUUCUCGUUUCGCGUUUCGUGUUCGAAAAACGCUUCAUUAAACGAAAACGUUUUACAGUUUUUGUUUCUGUUCUUUUCCAACAAAAUGAAAGGGGGCAAAAAAAGAAACCAUUGACGAAAAAUUCGGGCUCCGAAACGAAUUGACACAGGGUAAUCAUUUAGUGCAAUAAGAAAAUUAGAGACGCAAACAACAAUGAAAAAAAAAAACGUAAAAUUGUACAAAAAAUGCUCAGAACCAACAACUGUGCUGUCCUGGACAAACUGUCCUGGGUGCACACGGCAGCGGCAAACUCUCUGAUGCUUCUUUGCUCAGCAUCUUCUUCUUCGUAUUCUUCUUCUUGUUAUGUAAUGUGUAGUAAAAUGCAGCCCAUGGUACAGUGCAUAUCGGUGCACCAUGUUGCAGCGGGGGGAAAAAACUAACAAAAAAACGAUACGAUCGCGGGUUCCCCGCAUUUUGGAUGCUGGUAAUAUGUGAGAUGGAAAUCGAUUUCGAGAAAUCUGCCAACACACACUCACACACACACCUUCGUCUGGAAACACGAAAACAUUGAUAAGGGUAUCGAAUUGGGAAGCAUACGAAAUAAACUGUUGUCGGAACCAAAAUCAUCCACCAGUUGGAAGAUUUAUAGUAAAAACAAAGCGAGAGCAAGAGAAAGAGUAUGAAGGAUGGGUUGAAAAUACUAGAAAUCUUAAAACAGCAUAAACGAACCCACGAUAAAGAUGAGAUGCAUUUGCCGAAGGUGCAACAAUAGUCAUAACACACCUGCAUGCAAUCCUCCAGGUGGUUUGAAUGAGGAAAAAAACACGAAUGAAUACAAGGAUAUUAACGUAAUAAGGACAGUAGUAGUACUUUGGUGUGUGUGAGUGUGACGAAGUAGUAAAAUCGGGUAACCGGUGUUGUACCAUAAUACAGUACGAUCGAGGAAUCGAAUACAAAAAAAGAGAAGGGAAACACAUAAGGCAACACAACACACAGAAGACAAAAGAAACAAACAAAAAAGGGUAUAAGUACAUUACAUACUAGAAACAAAACGAAUACAACACAAAUACAUGCAUAUACCGUUAAGCGUUAAGUGUAGAAUGAAUAUGAACCCCUUUCCUAGUGGUAACAGUGGUGUAUUUUUUGUUUUUUGCACACCCAGUUUGGGGUUUUGCAAAGAAACGUUAAUGAUAAAGUCUAAGCAAAUCUUCUAUACCCCCCUAUGGCGUAGAAAAUAAAGAAAGCGCAAACAAAAAAUAAAUGCACAUGCCGCCUCCCUUCCCUACCCCUCCUUCCCCCUUAUUUCCAAAAAAACAAAAACAACUCUUAAAAAGUAAACAAAACAAAAAUGCGUUACUCGAGAAGUGUACAUAAGUGUAGAAAAGUGUAUGAAUGGAUCGACGAAAACAAAACAAAAACAAACAAAAAACGAGUGUGGAUCGAAGCGGUAGUAAAAAGAAAAACCCCCACCCCCGAAUUGGGCGCAAAAACGUAUAAGAAUACAUACAAAUAAUCUAUUGCAGAAAAUAUAAAAAAAUCAGAAAACAUAAAAAACAUGUCUCCGUUUUAAUUGAUUUGUUGGCUGUUGAGCUAAUUUUGGGUGUCCGUCUGCGAGUUGGAGAUUUGAGCUUUUUUUCAUCUUCUAUUGUGUAUAUGUUUUUGUUUCCUCUUUUCUGGAAAAAAAGCCUCGUGUCCUCUGUGUUCGUUUCUAUUAGUAAGUUUUGUGCGUUGUUUCUUCACCUUUUAACUUUAGUUCGGUAGUUUGAUAUUGUUGUUUUGCUCAUCUUCCCUUUGUUUUACCCUAGCUCGCUAGUAGUUGGUUUAUGAAAUCAAAAUUUAGUUAAUAUUUUAUUGUGCUCGCUGAGCUUGAUGAAGCUGCAGGGUUGAUAAUCAAAAAAACAACAUACAAACAACGAUGGAAAGAAAUGUGUGACAUCUGGGAUGCAGUCGUUGGGAGAAAUUUUGUUUCACAAAAAAAAAAAAUGAGGGGCAAGUUGCUGGAUACGAAAACCCGUGCUUACGUGAUAGAAUGGAGUAGAUACGGUGGUGCAGGUGCUUAAGUUUAAUGUGACGAAUGCUUAACCAGAUAACCAGUUUAAGAGUGAUAGAGCAACUACUAAAUAGCUAAGCAAAUGGCACACGGCGAGCAAGUGUGAUCGCGAGUGAAGCAUUUUAAUUUCGUAACGUUUCGUAACGGCCAGUCUGUACGCAAAAUUUCACAGCGGGGAGCAGUGUGAUUCGGUUCCAAAAACGCUAAGUUUAGAAGCAAAUGGAUAACAGGGAUUGUGUGUUAAUGCGGGGGGGAAGAUGGUUAGAAUUGAGCUCGAACUUGUAUAACAAAGCACCAAAAGGGAUAACACGAAAGCACACCCAUGCACUCGUAGCAGCUCGAGGGAAAUGACAAAUGUAACAAAAGCAUAGAACACAAUCGAAAAAAGUUUUGUGCGAAAAAAACACAAGAAAUGAUACAAAAGUAAAGCAAGACAUGCAGCAACAGGAGCGAAAAAAAAACACGUAAAACAGAAGCACAAACAAACGAGAAAAAAGAGAAAGAGAAAAACGAAACCCAAAAAAGGAUAAGGCAACAUAAG
Anopheles funestus (African malaria mosquito) is the source of this 7668-nucleotide messenger RNA. It is a transcript of the gene vvl, whose product is annotated as POU domain protein CF1A. The record is from RefSeq and is a predicted model, not a curated record. Gene Ontology annotation, cellular component: nucleus. The transcript has a single exon. Gene Ontology annotation, molecular function: DNA-binding transcription factor activity, RNA polymerase II-specific; RNA polymerase II cis-regulatory region sequence-specific DNA binding. Gene Ontology annotation, biological process: regulation of transcription by RNA polymerase II; brain development. The coding region runs from base 281 to 1747 and encodes 488 amino acids. NCBI's taxonomy places the organism in Eukaryota, Metazoa, Arthropoda, Insecta, Diptera, Culicidae.